Ilex paraguariensis (yerba mate) is the source of this 3972-nucleotide messenger RNA. NCBI's taxonomy places the organism in Eukaryota, Viridiplantae, Streptophyta, Magnoliopsida, Aquifoliales, Aquifoliaceae. The record is from the annotation of a GenBank genome assembly.
AUGAAAAAACAUCUUCUCUCCCCUCUGGUGUUCAUACUACUCCUUCUAAUCCCUCGUGACACUCAUCAAUAUGCCUGCGACGAGACCAACCCAAGCACCAGCGACAACCCCUUCUGUAACACAUCUUUACCUUAUGCAGACCGAGCCAAAGACCUCGUGUCACGCCUCACCCUCCAAGAAAAGGUGCAACAGCUAGUUAAUGGUGCCAGAGGCAUUUCCAGGCUAGGCGUGCCCGCCUAUGAAUGGUGGUCCGAGGCACUGCAUGGAGUGUCAAACACUGGGCCUGGAGUACAUUUUAAUGCAACAGUGCCCGGAGCGACCAGUUUUCCAGCAGUCAUUCUUUCGGCUGCCAGUUUUAAUGCUUCUUUAUGGCUCGAGCUGGGACGGGUGGUGUCAACCGAGGCUCGAGCCAUGUACAAUGGUGGUCUUGCUGGCUUGACAUUUUGGAGUCCAAAUGUGAAUGUGUUUAGGGACCCCAGAUGGGGGAGGGGUCAGGAGACCCCUGGAGAGGACCCUCUGGUGGUUUCAACAUAUGCUGUGAACUAUGUCAAAGGUUUGCAAGAGAUUGGUGAUGAGCAGGGGAACUCUAGUAGUACUGAUCAGAGGCUCAAGGUUGCAAGUUGUUGUAAGCACUAUACUGCUUAUGAUAUUGAUAACUGGAAAGGUGUUGAUCGAUUUCACUUUGAUGCACAGGUAACACCACAGGAUAUGGAGGAUACUUUUCAGCCACCAUUCAAGAGCUGUGUAGAGGAGGGGCAUGUCAGCAGUGUGAUGUGUUCAUACAACAGGGUGAAUGGAAUUCCCACCUGUGCUGACCCGGAUUUGCUCAAAGGGACAAUCAGAGGCCAGUGGGGUCUAGAUGGGUACAUUGUUUCUGAUUGUGACUCCAUUGAGGUUUACUACGACUCUAUACAUUACACUGCCACACCUGAGGAUGCUGUAGCCCUUGCCUUAAAAGCAGGUUUGAACAUGAAUUGUGGGGAUUUUCUUAGCAAAUACACAGAAAAUGCAGUAAACUUGCAGAAAGUUGAUGAGUCGAUUGUAGAUCAGGCACUGUUAUACAACUACAUAGUACUAAUGAGACUAGGAUUCUUUGAUGGAGACCCAAAAAUGCUCCCAUUCGGAAAACUUGGCCCGUCCGAUGUAUGCACCGAUGAUCAUCAACUGUUGGCAGUUGAAGCAGCAAAACAAGGAAUAGUUUUGCUAGACAACAAUGGUGUCCUUCCUCUGUCUCCUAACAGUACAAAAAAUUUAGCCAUUAUUGGACCAAAUGGUAAUGCCACUGAAGCUAUGCUGAGCAUCUAUGCUGGCGUGCCUUGCCAAUACACCACCCCUUUACAAGGCUUGCAAAAGUAUGUCUCGACGGUCACAUAUGAGCCGGGGUGUGUCAGUGUUGGCUGCGCUGAUGGUAGCAGAAUUGAGGCGGCAGCUAAGGUGGCUGCGGCCGCUGAUGCGGUGGUGGUGGUGGUGGGGCUUGAUCAAUCAAUUGAGAGAGAGAGUUUGGAUAGGGUGAACUUGACAUUGCCUGGAUUUCAAGAGGAGCUUGUGAUGGAAGUGGCUAAUGCUACUAAUAAAUCUGUGGUGCUAGUUGUUAUGUCAGCUAGUCCAAUUGACAUUUCAUUUGCCAAGAACAAUAGCAACAUUGGGGCAAUUUUGUGGGUUGGCUAUCCUGGCCAAGCUGGAGGGGAUGCCAUAGCUCAAGUUUUAUUUGGAGACUACAAUCCAGACCGAGCCAAAGACCUCGUGUCACGCCUCACCCUCCAAGAAAAGGUGCAACAGCUAGUUAAUGGUGCCAGAGGCAUUUCCAGGCUAGGCGUGCCCGCCUAUGAAUGGUGGUCCGAGGCACUGCAUGGAGUGUCAAACACUGGGCCUGGAGUACAUUUUAAUGCAACAGUGCCCGGAGCGACCAGUUUUCCAGCAGUCAUUCUUUCGGCUGCCAGUUUUAAUGCUUCUUUAUGGCUCGAGCUGGGACGGGUGGUGUCAACCGAGGCUCGAGCCAUGUACAAUGGUGGUCUUGCUGGCUUGACAUUUUGGAGUCCAAAUGUGAAUGUGUUUAGGGACCCCAGAUGGGGGAGGGGUCAGGAGACCCCUGGAGAGGACCCUCUGGUGGUUUCAACAUAUGCUGUGAACUAUGUCAAAGGUUUGCAAGAGAUUGGUGAUGAGCAGGGGAACUCUAGUAGUACUGAUCAGAGGCUCAAGGUUGCAAGUUGUUGUAAGCACUAUACUGCUUAUGAUAUUGAUAACUGGAAAGGUGUUGAUCGAUUUCACUUUGAUGCACAGGUAACACCACAGGAUAUGGAGGAUACUUUUCAGCCACCAUUCAAGAGCUGUGUAGAGGAGGGGCAUGUCAGCAGUGUGAUGUGUUCAUACAACAGGGUGAAUGGAAUUCCCACCUGUGCUGACCCGGAUUUGCUCAAAGGGACAAUCAGAGGCCAGUGGGGUCUAGAUGGGUACAUUGUUUCUGAUUGUGACUCCAUUGAGGUUUACUACGACUCUAUACAUUACACUGCCACACCUGAGGAUGCUGUAGCCCUUGCCUUAAAAGCAGGUUUGAACAUGAAUUGUGGGGAUUUUCUUAGCAAAUACACAGAAAAUGCAGUAAACUUGCAGAAAGUUGAUGAGUCGAUUGUAGAUCAGGCACUGUUAUACAACUACAUAGUACUAAUGAGACUAGGAUUCUUUGAUGGAGACCCAAAAAUGCUCCCAUUCGGAAAACUUGGCCCGUCCGAUGUAUGCACCGAUGAUCAUCAACUGUUGGCAGUUGAAGCAGCAAAACAAGGAAUAGUUUUGCUAGACAACAAUGGUGUCCUUCCUCUGUCUCCUAACAGUACAAAAAAUUUAGCCAUUAUUGGACCAAAUGGUAAUGCCACUGAAGCUAUGCUGAGCAUCUAUGCUGGCGUGCCUUGCCAAUACACCACCCCUUUACAAGGCUUGCAAAAGUAUGUCUCGACGGUCACAUAUGAGCCGGGGUGUGUCAGUGUUGGCUGCGCUGAUGGUAGCAGAAUUGAGGCGGCAGCUAAGGUGGCUGCGGCCGCUGAUGCGGUGGUGGUGGUGGUGGGGCUUGAUCAAUCAAUUGAGAGAGAGAGUUUGGAUAGGGUGAACUUGACAUUGCCUGGAUUUCAAGAGGAGCUUGUGAUGGAAGUGGCUAAUGCUACUAAUAAAUCUGUGGUGCUAGUUGUUAUGUCAGCUAGUCCAAUUGACAUUUCAUUUGCCAAGAACAAUAGCAACAUUGGGGCAAUUUUGUGGGUUGGCUAUCCUGGCCAAGCUGGAGGGGAUGCCAUAGCUCAAGUUUUAUUUGGAGACUACAAUCCAGGUGGGAGGUCCCCUUUUACUUGGUACCCACAAGAAUACGCAGAUCAAGUCUCAAUGACAGACAUGAACAUGAGAGCCAACGCCACUCGGAACUUCCCAGGACGAACCUAUCGAUUCUACACUGGAAAAUCAAUCUAUGAGUUUGGCCAUGGUUUAAGUUACUCAACAUUUUCAAAAUUCAUAAUAUCUGCCCCUUCCACCAUACUCAUAAAGCCAAUCACCACCACCACCCAUCAGCCACCAAACACUCUCACUUCCACCACCACCAACGGCCAGGCCAUCAAUAUCUCGACGAUAAACUGCCAGAAUUUACAGUUCCAAGUUAAUGUCGGAGUGAAGAACCAUGGGGAAAUCGAUGGACCACACGUCGUGCUGGUGUUUUGGAAGCCGGCAAGCUCGCAAGGAGUGACCGGAAUACCAAAUGUGCAGCUGGUGGGGUUUGAGAGGGUGGUGGUGAAGAGAGAGAAGACGGAGAUGGUGACGGUGGAGUUGGAUGUUUGCAAGGAUUUGAGCGUUGCUGAUGGAGAUGGGAAGAGGAAGUUGAUAACUGGGCAGCAUGCACUUGUGAUUGGUUCUUCUAGUGAGCGCCAAGUGAAGCACCAUUUCAAUAUUAGGGUUGCAAAUAGUNAUAAUGACACAACAUACACAUUUUUUUUUUAA